CUGUUGGUAGUGGUGAAAUGGAGGAAUGUUUGUUGACGACGAAAAAGCACUGACACUCAUGGGCGUUUUCCUAUGUUCUCGUUCUCUUUGAAGAUUUAUUUAUCUUUAAUCGCUGUUAUAGCUCGACUAGCUUAACUAUUAACUCUCUGAAUUGAUUUUUAUUCGUGACAUUUGUCACCUGACGAUUCUAGCCAUGAGGGUGAAUACUCAGACACUUUUAUUGGUUACUGUUGUAGCCUUUGCAUCUCUAAUUCACACUGUUAAUAGCAUACGCUGUUAUCAGUGCUCCUCUGGUCAAGAUCUGAAAGGAGAGGACAACUGUGGAGCUUACAAUAAAUUUGAUAAAAACAAACACAUUGCUAUUGAUUGUAACAGUGAUGAGUCAAGCACACCAGGAUCUUUCUGUAUGAAGGUUACCCAACAGAGUCCGAAAGGAUUCAUUUGGGACGGUCGUUGGCGUCAAGUUAUUCGCCGAUGUGCAUCUGUGUCAGAGACGGGUGUAACAGGUGUCUGCAACUGGGGAGUGUAUGAAAAUGGUGUCUAUUGGGAAGAAUGCUACUGUUCUGAAGACAGCUGCAAUGGUUCAAUUCGUAGUAAAAGUGUUUCAAACCCACUUCUAUUCGGAGCAGUAAUUGCUUUGAUUUCUUUGCCUUUUUGGCGUUUUGUAUCUUAAAUUUGCAGAACAAACUAUGACUCCGUGUUAGAUAUUUGUUUGCACAGUGUAAUAUGCUACAGUAUUUUUUAAAUUUAAAAUAUUGCUAAUAGUUUAUCUGAUAGAAUGUUACCUGAUUCAUAAGAAUUAAAUCAAGGCACAAUCCAUAUCAAUCCCUUAUGUUUCUUUUUUAUGUGUGUUCGAUUUUUUUUACUCAUAUUCUCAUUCUAGAAGUAAGUUUGACAAAAGUUAAGAUGCAUCUAUGUGCUUCCAUAUUAUUAUUUUUAUUUUAAUCUAUUGUCCUGUUUUUUAUGCAUUCUGCUGUUGUCAUGUAAUUUUCUUAUGAGUCUUUUCAAUUUUUAGUCUACAUUUAAGUGCCUCAUUUUCUCAUUUGCGGUCGUGUGUGCAUUCCAUAAUUAUUGAACAAUUUUUCAUUGAAAUGUGAUAACGUAUGUGAGAAAGUUUGAAUGUGAACAAUCACUGAUAUCAUAACUGAAUCUCAUUGUAAUGAACUGAUCCGUCCAGGAGACCAAGAAUGUGUUUUAUACUGUAGUUUACGUGUCACAUCAAGUUAACAGUUUGAUAAAUCUUAUCUUAUCUUAGGAAUUUUUAAGAAGACAAAACUUGUCUGAUUGAAGGGAGAUGUGUUCAAAAGGUGUUCCGUCCAAUUAAAACAAUUGAUGAUUAAUAA
This is a messenger RNA of Thrips palmi, 1343 nucleotides long. RefSeq lists its product as uncharacterized. Gene Ontology annotation, biological process: positive regulation of voltage-gated potassium channel activity; sleep; regulation of synaptic transmission, cholinergic. Bases 194 to 673 code for a protein of 159 amino acids. The record is from RefSeq and is a predicted model, not a curated record. The transcript is spliced from 3 exons. NCBI's taxonomy places the organism in Eukaryota, Metazoa, Arthropoda, Insecta, Thysanoptera, Thripidae.